Messenger RNA from Anguilla anguilla (European eel), 2933 nucleotides. RefSeq names its product rac GTPase-activating protein 1-like. NCBI's taxonomy places the organism in Eukaryota, Metazoa, Chordata, Actinopteri, Anguilliformes, Anguillidae. The transcript has 17 exons. Gene Ontology annotation, biological process: signal transduction. The coding region runs from base 274 to 2175 and encodes 633 amino acids. The record is from RefSeq and is a predicted model, not a curated record.
CUAUGCAGAUCAUCUGUAUGAAAUCGUAAAAUGUUCCCGGGAUGGUACUUUGGGGCAGUGUCGGUCAUUACUCGCACAACGGCCCUGGUUGAACUUCUGUUAACUGUGCUGUCCAGUGUCCACUGCGCCGCGUCAUGGUUUUUGGAGAGUGGCGGGUACAUUUGAAAUGUAACGGAACCAGAAAGCGUAUACACAGAGAGCGGAAAAAUAUAGAUGAGAUAACGACGUUUUUCGAGGGGAGCCGAGGGUUUUGUUGAUCAUUAUAAAGCAGACAUGGAGGCCACCGUGGGCAACUUGCACAAGCUGUUUGAGCGUCUGCGGGCUCACAUUGAGGUCUUGAAUGAAGGCAUAGAGCCUCAGUUCAUCCAGACGGCGGUGAAUUUCGAGGUCUGUCGGCAGAAGUGGCUGCGGGUGGAGCAGGAGCUGGGCGCUUGUAAGGAGGUUCUGGCCAAGUCGGAGUCGGAGAGGGGCGCCCUGGAGGUAAAGCUCAAGCACGCUCGUAACCAAGUGGACGUGGAGAUACGCCGGCGACAGAGGGCGGAGGCCGAUUAUGAAAAACUGGACCAUCAGAUGCAGUUGAUCAGGGAUCUCCUGGUGUCGGAGUGCGCCAGCAACAGCGUUCAGCUGACCGAAGAGCAGCGCUCGGCCCUGGCCUUCCUCCACAGCCAGUCGCAGGCCCCCAACCCCAACCCCAACACCAGCAGGCGGUUGUCCACCAUUGAUGAGUCUGCAUCCAUUUUGUCAGACAUCAGCUAUGACAAGACUGAUGACUCCUUGGAUUGGGACUCCUCCAUCCUGCGGACCGUGAAGCUGAAAAAGCGUCAGAAAAGACGCUCUUCCCGAAACCACACCGAUGGCCCCGCCGGCGCCGUGAAGAAGUCUCGCUCGUCGCUGCGAACCUCGGAGAAGGGGGAUGAGUCCAUUGUGGCCAGAACCACGGUCCUGGUGCCCGCAAACGGAGACCCCGUCGAGGCCGUGUCCACCAUAGAGGCCGUGCCCUACUGGACUCGCAGCAGGACAAGAACCGUCCGGGAAAGCAGAGGCACGGACGCCUUCGAGUACGGAGCAGAGAAUGACCCGCCCAGCAGGCCGGAGAAGAAGCCGAUGGCCGAGCCCUCCAGCUCCCGGAAGAAUGAGGGGGCCCGGCAGCACGACUUUAUCUCUAAAACCGUCAUCAAACCCGAGUCCUGCCAGCCCUGCGGGAAGAGGAUCAAGUUCGGCAAGCUGUCUCUCAAGUGCCGCGAUUGCCGCGUGGUGGCGCACCCCGAAUGCCGCAGCCGAUGCGCUCUGCCCUGCACCCCCUGCCUGAACGGCACCCCCGUCAGGUUUGGAGAGGGCACCCUGGAAGACUACGUGCCUGCGAGCCAUCCCAUGAUCCCCUCCUUAGUGAUCCACUGCAUCAAUGAAAUUGAGCAAAGGGGCUUGCGUGAGCCGGGGCUGUACCGCGUGUGCGGCCUGGACCGCGCGGUGAAGGAGCUGAAGGAGAAGUUCCUGCACGCGCGGGCCGCCCCCUCGCUCGGCAAGGUGGAGGACGUGCACGUCGUCUGCAGCCUCCUCAAGGACUUCCUCCGGAACCUCAGAGAGCCGCUGCUCACCUUCCGGCUCAACCAGGCCUUCAUGGACGUGGCAGAACUGGAUGAUGACAACAGCAUUGCCAUGAUGUACCAGACCAUCAGCGAUCUGCCCGCGGCCCACAGAGACACGCUGGCCUUCCUCAUCCUGCACCUUAAGAGGGUCUCGCAGUCCACGGACACCAGGAUGGACGCCGCUAACCUGGCCAGGGUGUUCGGCCCCACCAUCGUGGGCCACGCGGUGGCCGACCCCGGGCCCAUGACCAUUCUGCAGGACACCAAGCGACAGCCCAAAGUCGUGGAGCGCCUCUUGAGCUUGCCCGUGGAGUACUGGAGCCAGUUCAUGAUUGAGCGAGGCCACGCCCUCCGGGGUCACGCGGAGACCAAUGACUGCUGCAGCACCCCCGAGGAGAAAGUGAGCAUGCUGGGGCCCCUGACCACUCCGGAGCACAAAAUGAGCAAAACCCCCUCCUCCAGCUCCCUCUCUCAGCGCAUGAAGUCGGCCCUGAGCAGGACCACGCCCAAGUUUGGGAGCAAGUGCAGUUCCUCCACAGCCACCCUCAGUCGCCAUGGCAACUUCUUUGCCUCUCCUCUGCUGAGGUAGAGCAUGCAGGAGCACGGGAGUUCCUGUCACCUACGAGGGAAAACGUAGCUAGCACUUACUAUACAUUUACAUGUCAGCAAUUAUUUUGUGGUUGUAUUUUUGUAUUUAUUUUUUUAGCAUUGAAUAUCUAGACGUUUUAAUGGCAUUUAAAUUUAUGUUCAUGUCAAUAUAUUUAAAAGCCAAGGGAAGCGUACCCAACCAGUGUUGAUACAUUGCAGGUGCGACUUUAUGGUUUAAGUAGCGAAGUAAUUUCAGUUUUAACCAAUAGGGAAUUGAUAGUUCACGUAUCUUGUAUUGAUAGUAAAUACGUCCUACUUUGUGAAAAUGUUAGCUUAGUUGUUUUAUAUCUGUAUUUCACUAUGUGGCAUUAAUUGUCAGGUCGGUCGGGGGAAAUGGCAGCUAUCUAAAAAAAUUAUAAUAGACUUUUGAUAUAGCUGACAAUAUCUUCAUUCAGGUACAUUUCUUAAUGUUACUUAAAAGCGUAUAUUUUUUGUUAAUGAGAUUCCAUCUCAUAGAUGACAGAAUUGUAGUUUAGUUUUAAUGGGUUUCGAAAGGGUGUCAUUGGAUGCCAGUAAGUCAGGAAACCAAACAACUGGCUUUCCAUUAUUUGUAAAUAUUUGUGAAUGCCUCUGAGGAAUGUCUGUAUGUAAUCAGAGAAACUAAGGAACAUGGAGAAUGUUUCAUGUAUUUUUAACUGUUACUUAUUCAGACUGUUAUGACUUAUUGGCCAGUAAAGACCCUUUUCUCCAUUUCUUAUC